ACAAGUAUUUCGAAUAAAGUUAUCCAAGCGUAAACAUUGAACGGAAGAAAAGGAAAUUAUUAAAAUACAUUUAAAAUACAUAGUACAUUAUACAAAAAGUAAUCAUUUACACAAAAUGUUAUGCCAGAGAUCACAAAUUGUUCUAUCAUGUCUAAUGAUCACCUUGAGUGUUUUCAUCAAUAAUAUUGAAGCGGUAAGGGAUCGCGAUCGAGGUGCACGAUGUGAGAAACCUGAUUAUAUACCGAAUGGUAGCUAUCGCUUGAGACGCGAAAGAGUUAUGCGAAUUAACUGCAAUAGUGGAUUUCAACUACAAGGAUCCAAAACUAUUGACUGUGUUCGAGGAAAGUGGGAAGAAGAAAAACCUGUUUGUGCAAAGAGAGGAUGUUUAAAAGACUUGGAACAACCCGAAAAUGGACGUAUUCAAAUAGAUAAUGAGGUUAAAGCAAUUCUAUACUGCUCGGAUAAUUACAAUUUAGCAGGAAAUCGCCACUCCUAUUGUAAUGGUACCCACUGGGAUCGUCCAAUUGGAAACUGUCGUGAACGAAAAAAUGUGGUACAGCAUGAGUGUGAUUUCGAAACUGAUGACAUUUGCGGUUGGACUUACGAACCACAAGAAAACUUAGAAUGGAAGAGAGUUAUGGCUGCAAAUGUCUUUACCACUUUUAAAACUGGACCACGACAUGAUCAUACCACAUUAACCGCAAAUGGGGGCCACUACAUGCUGAUGGAAAGUCUCACAAGACUUAAAGAUGACGUCAUUCUCACUUCACCGAUAUACGAUCGUGGUCUGAGUUUAAAAACCGCAUGUUGUUUUCAAUUUUACUAUUUCAUGUACGGCGCUGGCGUUGGCGAUCUGUUUGUUAUCGUGAAGCCGGUGUCGUUGAGUUUGGACGAAUUGAAAAAAAAUCAUAAAGAAUUAAUUAAGUUUCAAAAAUACGGCAAUCAAAACAACAUUUGGAACGAAGCCCACUUUAAUAUAGAAGAAUUGGAAGAAGACUUCCAAAUAUUGUUUGUGGCCAACUCGGGUCGUGGCCAGUUGAGUGAUAUAGCAGUAGAUGACGUUAAACUCUUAACUGGUGAUGAUUGUAAGACACUGGACAAUAAAGAGGAUGAAGAUCUAUCUAACGAGGAGUACGAUUCCACAACGUACGAAUCGAUAUUCGAAAUGCAGUCAUGUGUAGGGCGGUGUUUCGAUUCCCCUGGUACUGGAAUAAUACGUACAUCUGGUCAUCUUAAAGGAUUGUGCAAUUGUGAUACUGAUUGCGAAGAUAGUGAAACAUGUUGUCCAGAUUUCCGAAUACUCUGUUUAAGCGAGUUAUUUGACCAAGCAACAGUUUAUUCGGUGGCAGAUGAAACUACUCUGAAAAAUGAAGCUAAGAUCCAUAAUAUUGACACUACACAAGCAACAACUACAAGUACUAUAAGAAAAUCAACUCCUUCAACUACAACCAACACUACUCCAACUACAACAAAAACAACACCAACUACAGUAAAAACCACAUCAACUACCAUCAAAACUACGCCAACUACAACGACUCGGCCUACUUCAACAUCAACUUCAACUACAACAACUUCAACAACACCAAAACCUAAAAUCGUUAUAACAACAAAAGCUACUCCGAAGACUACAACGACUCGUAAAACUACACCUACAACAACGACUCGUAAAACUACACCUACAACAACGACACGUAAAACUACACCAUCAACAACAAGGACGACGCCUAGAACUACAACAUCAACUACUACACGUAGAACUACAACAUUAAGAACAUCAACUACUUCUACAACUCCAAAUACCCCAACAACACACCCUACAUCAACAGCUGCUGCUAAAAACUCACAAGCGGCAACAUCAACCCAAAAGCCAAUUCCCGCAUCAAAACCCAUUGAAUACAUCAUAAGUGACAAAUCCAAGGCUGAUAAAGCAACCAAGGGUUUUAAUCUAUUGCUGUUUACAUUCGUGGUGAUUGGAAUUAUUAUUUUGGCAGGUGCGGCAUAUCGAAGCUUUGGUGACAGAGCUAUCGCCUGGUACAUGAUCCGUUUUAAGCAGAGCAACAGUGGCGAUGAGGACUCAUCUUCAAUAACAACAAGUUUUAAGCGACCACAAGCAAAUGGCAGUAAUAUUGAUACAAAAUCAAAGUCCAGCUGGCGCACUAAAACGAAAAAAUCAACGAGUUCAAAGAAUAUUAUGAAAACACCGUUAGUUAAUGACGAUGAUGAGGAUGAUGAUGAUAUGGGUGAUAAUGGAAAUAUUGCUUUAAAAAAUAAUAUUUAUACAGAAUUAUAAAACUAUUAAUUUUAUGUAUAUUAAAUGAUUUUAUUUUACAUCAAAUACAAA
Molecule: messenger RNA, 2341 nt
Organism: Calliphora vicina (urban bluebottle blowfly)
Lineage: Eukaryota; Metazoa; Arthropoda; Insecta; Diptera; Calliphoridae
Gene: Sr-CI
Product: Scavenger receptor class C, type I
Exons: 7
Coding region: 116-2290 (724 amino acids)
Cellular component (GO): membrane
Source: RefSeq, a predicted model, not a curated record